AUGCACUACAAGCUGCUUUUCGCUGCUGCCGCGGCAUCCCUGGCCAGCGCUGUCAGUGCCGCUGGCGUUGUAGGCGCCGCCGAGGGUUUUGCUCAUGGCGUCACUGGCGGUGGCAGCGCUUCCCCCGUCUAUCCCACGACUACUGAUGAGCUGGUCUCUUACCUAGGAGAUAAUGAGCCUCGUGUGAUUAUCCUGGACAGAACCUUCGACUUUACCGGCACCGAGGGUACCGAGACUACCACCGGAUGUGCCCCCUGGGGAACUGCUUCCCAAUGCCAGGUGGCGAUCAACCUGCACAGCUGGUGCGACAACUACCAGGCCAGCGCCCCCAAGGUAUCCGUGACUUAUGACAAGGCCGGUAUCCUCCCCAUCACGGUCAACUCCAACAAGAGUAUCGUUGGACAGGGCACCAAGGGUGUCAUCAAGGGCAAGGGUCUCCGCGUGGUCAGCGGCGCCAAGAACGUCAUUAUCCAGAACAUUGCCGUCACCGACAUCAACCCCAAGUAUGUCUGGGGUGGUGAUGCCAUCACUGUCGAUGACUCUGAUCUGGUCUGGAUCGACCACGUGACAACUGCUCGCAUUGGUCGCCAGCACAUCGUCCUGGGCACCAGCGCCGACAACCGCGUCACCAUCUCCUACUCUCUCAUCGAUGGUCGUUCCGACUACUCUGCCACCUGCAACGGUCAACACUACUGGGGCGUGUACCUGGACGGCAGCAACGACAUGGUGACCCUCAAGGGCAACUACUUCUACAACCUGAGCGGCCGCAUGCCCAAGGUCCAGGGUAACACUCUGCUGCACGCCGUGAACAACCUCUUCCACAACUUCGAUGGCCACGCCUUCGAGAUCGGCACUGGUGGCUACGUCCUGGCCGAGGGUAAUGUCUUCCAGGACGUCAACACUGUGGUAGAGACCCCCAUCAGCGGCCAGCUCUUCAGCUCCCCGGACGCCAACACCAACCAGCAGUGUGCCUCCGUCUUCGGCCGCUCCUGCCAGCUCAACGCCUUCGGUAACUCCGGCUCCAUGUCCGGAUCUGACACUAGCAUCAUCAGCAAGUUCGCUGGCAAGACCAUUGCGACGGCUCACCCCCCGGGUAACAUUGCCCAGUGGACCAUGAAGAAUGCUGGCCAGGGAAAAUAA
This is a messenger RNA of Aspergillus vadensis CBS 113365, 1140 nucleotides long. RefSeq names its product polysaccharide lyase family 1 protein. The record is from RefSeq and is a predicted model, not a curated record. Gene Ontology annotation, molecular function: pectate lyase activity. Bases 1 to 1140 code for a protein of 379 amino acids. NCBI's taxonomy places the organism in Eukaryota, Fungi, Ascomycota, Eurotiomycetes, Eurotiales, Aspergillaceae. The transcript has 5 exons.